Molecule: messenger RNA, 937 nt
Organism: Papaver somniferum (opium poppy)
Lineage: Eukaryota; Viridiplantae; Streptophyta; Magnoliopsida; Ranunculales; Papaveraceae
Exons: 2
Coding region: 236-685 (149 amino acids)
Source: RefSeq, a predicted model, not a curated record
GCGGACGAAUCAUAUUUCAUCUCCAUUUUACAGCACAACUUCAUCUCCACCCACCCUACUGUGUUGGUCCUGCUCUCAAUAACAUCCUUUAAAUAGCCAUGAAAAAUUCAUCUUCUCAAAGGAAGAAACUAGGAUUUUUAGGUUGGAGGUGAGGUCAGAAGUGCCCAGAAAAACCCCUACCAGGGGUGGGGUAUAUAUAUAUAUAUUAUAUAGACAGAGGAUCGGAGGGAUAUUGAUGUCGAAGAAGAAUACAGGGAUUAUACCAAGACCAUCUCCACUAUGGAAACAGAAAUCAUGGUCACCGGAUACGGAUCGUGAUGAUGCUUGGUUGAGAAGGAAAGGGAUCAAUAAAAACAGAAGUAGAAGGACAAAAAGUGUUACGGAUGAAGAUCUUGAAGAGCUUAAAGCUUGUAUUGAGUUAGGAUUUAGUUUUGAUUCUCCUGAUGUAGAAUUAAACCAUCGGUUAUCUGAUACUUUACCUGCUUUAGGUCUUUAUUAUGCUACUAACAAAUCUUCAUCGGGGGUGUCUUCUUCGUCUUCGUUGUCUAUACCCGAAUUUGAUCCUGCUUCACCUACGGGUAGUCCUCAUACAAUUCUUAGUCCAGGUGAGAAUCCACAGAUAGUGAAGACAAGAUUGAAGCAGUGGGCACAAGUGGUGGCUUGUACGUUAAGACAAUCUUGUUGAUGAUGAUCAUAAUCAGGCAAGAAUGUACAAUUAAUCAAGGUCUUUUAAUAUUGUUCUUGUAAUUUUGGUGCUAUCAUUUUGCUGGAACAGUUUUUUUGUGAUGGCUGAAAAAGAUAAUGGAAAACAGACGUGUUUUGGUUGGAUUGACUUUUGGUAAAGAAGAUGAUAAUAACUUCUAAUUAAUUAAAUAAUAAUUAGUAGAAAGAUGCUAUAAACAUAUGAUUGGAGUUGUAAAGAAUAUGCGUUUCUUGA